Penicillium chermesinum is the source of this 1662-nucleotide messenger RNA. RefSeq lists its product as uncharacterized. Bases 1 to 1662 code for a protein of 553 amino acids. Lineage: Eukaryota; Fungi; Ascomycota; Eurotiomycetes; Eurotiales; Aspergillaceae. The transcript has 4 exons. Gene Ontology annotation, cellular component: mitochondrion. The record is from RefSeq and is a predicted model, not a curated record.
AUGCGCAUGCUAUCAACCAUCCGGAAAAUCUCAAAACUCGCCUCUAACCUGCCGGAAGCGCCUCGGUCGAUAACUUGUCGAGCAGGCGUACCUAUCACCCACGAUGACCUUUUCGCGUACACAAACGGCCAUUUCCUUGUCGACGAAGAAUACCAGUUUGGCCGACGAUAUGUUCAGUUCGAUGUGGAUGCGCUUUGCCAAACUGCCGCCAUAGCCGGAGGGGAUACAAGCCAGAUCAUUGCCAUUGAAAAAAUGGAAGGUGGCUUCAGCAAAGCUUUUUUAAUGCGGAAAGCAAAUGGAACGGAAGUGGUAGCGAAAAUCCCGUGCCGUAUUGCUGGGCCACCUUCGUUAAUAACAGCUGGCGAAGUGGGAGUUCUAGAAUAUGUCAGAAGACACACAAGCAUUCCCGUCCCUCGUGUCCUUUCUUGGUCAUCGGACGGCUCGAAUACUGCUGGUGCCGAGUAUAUAAUCAUGGAGAAAGCUCACGGGGUUCCUCUAUUUCAACGAUGGGGCAGUAUGACCGAGUUUGAAAAACUGCAGCUGAUCAAGAACCUUACCAAGCUUGAGGCUCAGCUGUCAGCCAUACAAUUCCCUGCUUACGGAGGAUUGUACCUUCGGACGGGUGGUAUACCGGGGUCUACUCGCCCCCUCGAUAAUGACAUCGAUCCUUCUGAGUCAUUCCAGAUUGGGCCUUCUUGCGAUCGUGCUUUCAAUCUUGAGAUGACUCGGGAAUUUAACCGAGGGCCUUGUGCGUUACCCUUGUUCAUUAAUAUUAUAUAUGCUAAAUUUUCCCUAGGGGAUACACUUUCAAGCUUUGGGUUAUCUAUUGCACAGCGAGCAUUGUUUCAAAUAUCAAGUGGAGGCCAACAGGACCAUUUGAGCUUUUACAGAGGGACCAUCGAUCAGCAAGCCCAACUCUUGGAAAUAACAUUGCGCCUAAUGAAGCUCUUGGACUCAAACGAAGUACUAAGAGAUGCUUGCCAGCCUACAUUGUGGCACACCGACCUUCACAUGGGAAACAUUUUUGUCUCCCCCGACCAGCCUUCAAGAAUUUCGACAUCCGUGCUUCCCGCAUUUCUCCAGGCCCAGUGGCCGGUAUUUCUUAGGCCCCCUCAUAAUCACAAUUAUGUGAAGGGGAUAUUUCAACCUAAACUUCCUGAAGAUUUUGACGAACUUGACGAAGAAAGCAGAGUUAUUGCUUUACGUGAAUGGUCUCAGGUAAAAUUGGCAAAGGCUUAUGAAGUCUCUACUUUCCUCGAAGACAGAGCAGCCUCUAAUGCUAUGAAUGUACCUCGUGUGUUUCGGGAGCUAUUUACUCGUUGUGGAGAAGUUUCUGAAGUGGGUAUUGUUCCUCUCCGUGCAUGUCUGAUAGAAAUUUUCCAGAAUUGGUCAGAGCUUGGCUUUUCCGGGAAGUGCCCAUAUUCAUUCAGCCAAGAAGAAAUUGACGAUCAUGAACGCCAAUUUGCUGAAUACCAAACUUGGCAAGAGGUUAGAGCGCUUGCUGAGGAGUGCCUCGAUACUGAUGCAGAAGGUUGGAUUGCGCCGCAGUUGGAUAUAAAUGAGAAGAGAAGGCAAAAUGAGGAGCUAAUGGCUAUGUAUAUCGAAAAGGUUGCCGGUGAAAGAUCUGUGCAAGAGGCGAAGGCAAUGUGGCCUUUCUGCUAA